AUGAAGCUCUCUUAUCUACGCGGUCACUCUCUUUCAGUAGCCCAGAUAGCCUUGAUUGUCGCCCCCAGUUUUGUCCUCUUUGGCUACAAUCAAGCAGGAAUAGGUGGCUUGCUCUCCCUUCCUGCCUGGACUCAUACCUUCCCGGAGAUUGAUACGACGCACACAACUGGCGCCAAAAAGAGUGGAAAUGCCUCCCUUCAAGGACUCGUGGUCUCAACCUUUGUGCUUGGUGCCCUGGUUGGGUGUCUAGGCUGUCUAUAUCUAGGAGAUCUACUGGGACGACGGAAGUGCAUCUUCAUAGCUGCUACACUUACACUGGUGGGUGAGAUUGUGUGUGCCAGCUCGACGGCUAUAUCUCAGUUCGUUAUCGGGAGAUCCGUCAUUGGAGUGGCUAUUGGUAUUCUCAGCUCAACUGUUCCUGUCUGGCAGGCCGAAUGUAGUCCACCUGCCCAUCGUGGUAAACAUAUAGUACUCGAUGGCUUAUUUACUACGCUUGGCUAUACUCUUGUUUCAUGGAUUAAUCUAGGCUCAUCCAAGAUUAAGGGUUCACAUUCAUCCUUCAGCUGGCGAUUACCUCUCGGCAUUCCUGUCACUUUUUCCAUUAUGCUCAUGUCAUUCAUUUUCAUCAUGCCUGAAUCACCUCGCUGGCUCAUCAGAGUUGGUAGACAUGUGGAAGCUAUCGAAGUCCUAUCUCAGCUCAAGGACCUUCCAACAGAUAACCCCCAACUCUUGGCAGAAGUUGCAGAAAUUCAAUCUGCCCUUGAAAAUAGCCGAAUCGAGAAGGCAAGUCUCAAGGACAUGUUUAGCAUGGGUCCUGAUAAGCUUUUCUACCGGUUUUGUCUAUGUAUCAUCAUGCAAUUCUACCAGCAGAUGUCCGGAGCCAAUUUGAUCUCAGUCUACGCCCCCGUAAUUUUUGAGCAAGAUUUAGGACUCCCCAGCACAACAGCUAGAUUACUCACGGGUGGCGCUCUAACCUGGAAAUUUUUGAGCUCAUUUGUGGCAUUUUUCACAAUUGAUCGCUUCGGGCGCCGCGCAUUGUUUAUGUUUAGCGGAUUAGGAAUGGGUACAUGCAUGUUGAUCCUUGCGAUCACGACGGGUUACAAUUCGGCAAACUCUGCUGCAUCUUACACUAGCGUAGUAGCUAUUUUCAUGUUUAACUUUUUCGUUCCCAUUGGUUUCCUGGGGGCCAACUUUCUCUACUGCGCUGAAGUAGCGCCCGUUUCACUGCGCGUCGGCAUGUCUGCAAUCUCGACAGCCAACCAUUGGCUAUGGAAUUUUGUAGUGGUGAUGUCAACUCCUGUGGCCAUUGAUCGUAUUGGCCAAUGGUAUUUUUCGGUCUUUGCCAUCAUAGGACUGUCUAUCCCUAUAACAGUAUGGUUCUGGUUUCCAGAAACUAUGGGUCGUAGUCUUGAGGAGAUUGACCUAUUGUUCCGCGAAAGCUCUAGCCUGAGGAAUAUUGUCAAGGCCAGCAAGAAGUGCCUAUCAAUCUCAAAUAUUGAUGAUGAGGCGGUGGACGAAAAAAUUGUCGCCAAGAACUUGACACACGAAUCUUCAUGA
Molecule: messenger RNA, 1557 nt
Organism: Blumeria graminis f. sp. triticale
Lineage: Eukaryota; Fungi; Ascomycota; Leotiomycetes; Helotiales; Erysiphaceae
Source: the annotation of a GenBank genome assembly